AUGGCCACUAUUACAUUUGAUGUAGCUAAAGUUGACAUAUGUACGAUAAAACAUACUACAGCUGAAUAUUUAAUUGAAUCAGAUUUAGCUCGAUGGACACUAAAAGAUCAAAAGUUAUCACUUGAAAACUUUCAAAUCAAUCAUCCAUUAGCUGCUGAUCUUAAUGGAGAUCAUCAUCGAAUUGCAAAUGCUUUCGUCGCAUCUGCAUUCAAAGCUUAUUGUGAACACUAUCCAUUUGAAUUAAGUGUUGAAGAUAUUUGGAUUGUUAUUGCACAAGGUAUUAGUAUUCAUCUCAAUGAAAAUGCUGAAAAGUAUCGAGAGUUAAUGGUAUCACAUGAAGGAAAAAAACAUUGA
This is a messenger RNA of Rotaria sp. Silwood2, 354 nucleotides long. Lineage: Eukaryota; Metazoa; Rotifera; Eurotatoria; Philodinida; Philodinidae. The record is from the annotation of a GenBank genome assembly.